Molecule: messenger RNA, 8003 nt
Organism: Gallus gallus (chicken)
Lineage: Eukaryota; Metazoa; Chordata; Aves; Galliformes; Phasianidae
Gene: RAB44
Product: RAB44, member RAS oncogene family
Exons: 16
Coding region: 136-6978 (2280 amino acids)
Molecular function (GO): GTP binding; GTPase activity; calcium ion binding
Source: RefSeq, a predicted model, not a curated record
GAGAGAAUGACGGUGUGGGGCCGGGAGGUGCGCAGCAGCAAUGCAGUCUGAGUGGGGCUGAUGGUCCCCACGGUGCAGCCAAAGCAGCAGCACCCCAAAACUGAGAGCACGUGGAGGAGGACCCCACUGUGAGCCAUGGCUGAGCAGCGCGUGGGCUCCAGGGGUCGGCGCAUGGGGUCCAGCCGGCGGCGGCAGCUCCGCAGGGAUGCGGGCGAAGAGCCACCGUGGGCAGCAGCUGUGAUGCAGAGAGUCCAGGAGGUCGUCCAGGAGCAGCGCGGGGACACGGAGGGGUUCGUCACUCGUGCAGACAUGCAGAAGCUGCAGGAGGAGGUUAUCCCGUGCAGCACAGAGGAGCUGGAGCUGCUCUUUGAUGGGAUGGAUGCUGCUGGCUCCGGGCAGCUGAGAACUGAGGAGUUCACUGCUGGGCUCCGGCAGUUCCUGAGUUCCCAAAAAGUCAGCAAGGAGCAUCGGCGGCGGAAAACAGCGUCACGGAGGAGCUGCUUGGUCCUCGCCAGCCCCACGUGGGAGGGGACGGACAGCGAGGAGAAGAAACACUUUGCAGCCUUCAUGGAGCAGCUGGGAGUGGACGACAGAUGGGAAGAGCAGGAGAUCUGGCAGCUCUGGGCCAAGCUGCGGAAGGAUGAGCCCCAACUCCUGGGCAACUUGGAGGACUUCCUGGCCAAGAUGAGGCACCGCAUCCAAGAAGCCCGGAGCAAGAAGGAGGCCUUGGAGGAGGCCCUCAACAAGCGCGUGGCUGAGCACAACCAGGAGGUGCAGCAGCUCUGCGAGGCCCUGGAGCAGCAGAUCCAAGAGGAGCGGCAGCGAAUGGAGCAGGAGAGCACAGCCCGGAGCCGCCUGCACUGCGCGGUGCUGCAGCGAGCGUUGGAUGCCAGAGACAGGGAGGUGCAGCGCUUGGUUGCAGCACAGGAGGAGCUGGAAGCACAGUGCCACAGUCUGAGCAGCACACAGCGAGCUGCCAGCGCUGAGAACCGACAGCUGGAGGAGAACAACCGGGCACUGGAGGAGCAGCUGCAGCACAUCCAUGCACAGCUGCAGCAGACCCACGAGUGCCUGCGGGCUGCCAGGGCUCAGCAGAGGGCAGAGGAACCGCGGGAUGGAGUGGAGGCAGAGCUGCCCGGUGAGACGCCGCCAUCCCUGCAGGUACUGCAGAUGAGCCCAGAGCAGCACCGCUCCGAGAUGGGCGUCAGGUUGGGCUACCAUGGCAGCGAGCCCAAGCGCAGGAGCACCCACCACGUGGUUUGGGAGAAGCCAGCAGCAGACACAAACACGUCACGACUGCUCUCUGUAGAAGAGGAUCCCUUCCCCGAAUUUCUGAAAGAGGAACAGUUUUCUGGCCAAGGCUCUUUGCUAAGAGAGAUGAGUGAUGCAAUAGCAGCUCUGAGCACGCAGAAGCUGCAAGCACCGGGAGAUGCUGCUCACUGCCCACAUGAUGAUGCUGAGCCUCAAACAGGACCACCUGGCUCGGCCCCACGAGAGACCCACAUCAGUCACGAGGGGUUGGAAGAAGACCUGAGAGAGGGACGAGCUGCAGCUGAGCUUCGUGCUGGGGACGGGACACAGGCUGGUGCGUCUGCAGGAGCUCAGGAGGAGGGGGCAGCCCAGGGAGACAGCGUGGAGGGAGCAGGGCAGAGCCUGGAGCAGAUGGAAAGGGUGUUGUCUGUGCAGGGAAGGGGUGCUGGUGGGGAGCAGCAGGUGCUAAAAGAGGCUGAGAGCCCACAAGAGGCACUGGGAGACAGCACAGAGAUGGGCGAGCAGGCACGGGUGGGGGUGGAGGGAGAAGGAUGGGUGCAGGGAAAGAUGAAGUGGGAAAAGGUGCAGCUCCCAGGAGAAGGAGAAAAUAUGGAGGCAGUCCUCAAAGCUCAGAAGGUGGAGCUCCCAGUGGGCGGCAGUGCCGCCGAUGUGCUUUGGGUGCAGGGAGAGCAACUGGAAUUGGAGGUACCACGAUGGGUUGAGGUGCAAACGGCAGCGGUGCAGGGGGUGACAGAAGCUCCUAACCCUGAAAAAGUGGAUGGAGAGGGUAGUGGUACGGUGGGGCACUGCUGGGGAGAGAUGGAAGGGACUGAGCUGCAGCCCCUGAGUGUGGAUGGAGAUCUGGGUACAGAGCAGGCAGAGAACAUCAGGCCAGAUGUGCAAUUGGUGGAGGAGGCUGAUAGAGCAGAGCCAGAGCUGGAGGAGGGAGCUGGGGCUGCUGCAGUGCUUGGUGAGGGGCUUUCCCCAGCAGAAAUCCCUGCAGGGAGUCCAGCUGGUGGGCUGGUCCUGGUCAGUGCUCAGGGACUGGAAAUGGAGGAGGCAGAGGGCUCUCCAGCAGAGUCACUGCUGCAUGGGAUUCCCAGCCCAGAAGCCCUGAGGGAUGGAUUGGAUGACACAGCCAUACACCUCAGGGAGGAUGCUGAGAAUGGGGGACAAGAACCAGCUGAGCCUGGGCUGCUCAAUCAGCCUCUGUGUGAGCUGCAGGGAGAAGAAGCCAGGCAGGCAGAGGGGACUGCUGCAGAGCUGUCACUCCAGGAUAAGGCUGUAAGCCUGGAGCUGCUGGAGGCCCUGAGUGGUGAUACCCAUGUGCAGCUAAUUGCAGAGCUGGGGGAGAUGGAAGAGAGCCUGGAGGCAGCGCUGCAGCCCCUGAGUGUGGCUGGAGAUCUGGGUACAGAGCAGGCAGAGAACAUCGGUCCAGAUAUGCAACUGGUGGAGGAAGCUGAUAGAGCAGAGCCAGAGCUGGAGGAGGGAGCUGGGGCUGCUGCAGUGCUUGGUGAGGGGCUUUCCCCAGCAGAAAUUGCUGCAGGGAGUCCAGCUGGUGGGCUGGUCCUGGUCAGUGCUCAGGGACUGGAAACGGAGGAGGCAGAGGGCUCUCCCACAAAGACCCUGCUGCAUGGGAUUCCCAGCCCAGAAGCCCUGAGGGAUGGAUUGGAUGACACAGCCAUACACCUCAGUGAGGAUGCUGAGGAUGGGGGACAAGAACCAGCUGAGCCUGGGCUGCUCAGUCAGCCUGUGUGUGAGCUGCAGGAAACAGGAGAUGGGCAGGCAGAGGGGGCUGCUGCAGAGCUGUCACUCCAGGAUAAGGCUGUAAGCCUGGAGCUGCUGGAGGCCCUGAGUGGUGAUACCCAUGUGCAGCUAAUUGCAGAGCUGGGGGAGAUGGAAGAGAGCCUGGAGGCAGCGCUGCAGCCCCUGAGUGUGGCUGGAGACCUGGGUACAGAGCAGGCAGAGAACAUGGGUCCAGAUGUGCAACUGGUGGAGGAGGCUGAUAGAGCAGAGCUGCAGUCCCUGUACCUUGGUCACCAGCCACACUCAGAGCAGGCAGAGAGCAUGGGGCCAGAGGUGCAGCUGGUGGGUGAGGUUGGUAAACCAGAGUUAGUAGAAAUAGAGGGGGAAGAGGACUCUCAGGUGGACAUGCAGCUGCAGUGGGGUCCCAGUCAAGAAGUGCCAUUGGGAGGGGGAGGCCAUACAGUUGUGCAGCUCACACAGGAGGUUGAGGAUGAGGGACAAGAUGUAGAGCAUCUGAAAGAAGAACGGGGGAUGGAAGUGGUGCAGGAAGAGGGCACUGGUAAGGAUGAGCUGGUCCUGGUCAGUGCUCAGGGACUGGAAAUGGAGGAGGCAGAGGACUCUCCAGAAGAGUCACUGCUGCAUGGGAUUCCCAGCCCAGAAGCCUCGAGGGAUGGAUUGGAUGACACAGCCAUACAUGUCAGGGAGGAUGCUGAGGAUGGGGGACAAGAACUGGCUGAGCCUGGGCUGCUCAAUCAGCCUGUGUGUGAGCUGCAGGAAUCAGGAGACGGGCAGGCAGAGGGGGCAGCUGCAGAGCUGUCACCCCAGGAAAAGGCUGUAAGCCUGGAGCCGCUGGAGGGCCUGAGUGGUGAUACCCAUGUGCAGCUAAUUGCAGAGCUGGGGGAGAUGGAAGAGAGCCUGGAGGCAGCGCUGCAGCCCACUGUGGCUGGUGACCUGGGUACAGAGCAGGCAGAGAACAUCGGGCCAGAUGUGCAAUUGGUGGAGGAAGCUGAUAGAGCAGAGCCAGAGCUGGAGGAGGGAGCUGGGGCUGCUGCAGUGCUUGGUGAGGGGCUUUCCCCAGCAGAAAUUGCUGCAGGGAGUCCAGCUGGUGGGCUGGUCCUGGUCAGUGCUCAGGGACUGGAAAUGGAGGAGGCAGAGGGCUCUCCAGCAGAGUCACUGCUGCAUGGGAUUCCCAGCCCAGAAGCCUCGAGGGAUGGAUUGGAUGACACAGCCGCACAUCUCAGAGAGGAUGCUGAGGAUGGGGGACAAGAACUGGCUGAGCCUGGGCUGCUCAAUCAGCCUCUGUGUGAGCUGCAGGGAGAAGAAGCCAGGCAGGCACAGUGGGCAGCUGCAGAGCUACAACCCCAGGAGGAGUCUGGAAGCCUGAAGGUGCUGGAGGCCCUGAGUGGUGAUACCCAUGUGCAGCUAAUUGCAGAGCUGGGGGAGAUGGAAGAGAGCCUGGAGACAGAACUGCAGCCCCUGAGUGUGGCUGGAGAUCUGGGUACAGAGCAGGCAGAGAACGUGGGUCCAGAUGUGCAACUGGUGGAAGAGGCUGAUAGAGCAGAGCUGCAGCCCCUGUACCUUGGUCACCAGCCACGCUCAGAGCAGGCAGAGAGCAUGGGGCCAGAGGUGCAGCUGGUGGGUGAGGUUGGUAAACCAGAGUUAGUAGAAAUAGAGGGGGAAGAGGACUCUCAGGUGGACGUGCAGCUGCAGUGGGGUCCCAGUCAAGAGGUGCCAUUGGGAGGGGGAGGCCAUACAGCUGUGCAGCUCACACAGGAGGUUGAGGAUGAGGGACAAGAUGUAGAGCAUCUGAAAGAAGAACGGGGGAUGGAAGUGGUGCAGGAAGAGGGCACUGGUAAGGAUGAGCUGGUCCUGGUCAGUGCUCAGGGAUUAGAAAUGGAGGAGGCAGAGGGCUCUCCAGCAGAGUCACUGCUGCAUGGGAUUCCCAGCCCAGAAGCCUCGAGGGAUGGAUUGGAUGACACAGCCAUACAUGUCAGGGAGGAUGCUGAGGAUGGGGGACAAGAACUGGCUGAGCCUGGGCUGCUCAGUCAGCCUCUGUGUGAGCUGCAGGGAGAAGAAGCCAGGCAUGCAGAGGGGGCUGCUGCAGAGCUGUCACCACAGGAAAAGGCUGUAAGCCUGGAGCUGCUGGAGGGCCUGAGUGGUGAUACCCAUGUGCAGCUAAUUGCAGAGCUUGGGGAGAUGGAAGAGAGCCUGGAGGCAGCGCUGCAGCCCCUGAAUGUGGCUGGAGAUCUGGGUACAGAGCAGGCAGAGAACAUGGGACCAGAUAUGCAACUGGUGGAGGAAGCUGAUAGAGCAGAGCCAGAGCUGGAGGAGGGAGCUGGGGCUGCUGCAGUGCUUGGUGAGGGGCUUUCCCCAGCAGAAAUUGCUGCAGGGAGUCCAGCUGGUGGACUGGUCCUGGUCAGUGCUCAGGAGCUGGAAGGGAAAGAAACAGAGUCACUUGUGCAGCUGGAGGAGCUCACACUGCCCUAUGGAGACAGCACUGGGGCUGACGGGAAACCCCUGUGUUCAGUGGGGCUGUGGGAAGUGGCAGAGAACCCAGCUGUGGGUCUAGAAGCAGCUCCAUGCAUGGCUGACAACACAGACGUGUGGAAUAGGAAUGUUGAGCCUAUCCUGCAUCCCGAGUAUGCUGCUGCUGCUGGACAUGCUCAUCCAGCUGCAGGGCUGGUUGCAGCCAGCGGUCCUGAAUUGCAGAUCCUGGAGGAAACCCAGAGAGAGAGAGCUGAUGCAGAGGGGAGGCCUCUGGAUGGAGCUCGAGGUCUGGAAGUGGUGCAGGGAGCGAGGCUAGAGGCAGAGGCAAGGAUUUCAGUUGCAGCUCAGCAUUUGGAACUAAAGCAGGGCCGUGAUGCCAGUGCAGCCACACUUGCUUCUCCUGUCUCCGAGGUACCGUUACAAAUCAGCACGCUAAAUCUGGAUGUGAUGAUGCAGGAGGAUGUUCUCAUUCCAGAUGUGCAGCUGGUAGGUGGUUCGGGACAGGCAGCCCAGAGGCAGCUCCAGGAGCAGGUCUCAGCACAGGCAGAUAAGGGGAGGCUUCACGCUGCUCCCCAGCAGCCACAGAAGCCACCAGGCGUGAUGGAAGCAGAACAAGCAGCUGCUGGACCCGCUGAGACUCCAAAACAAGAAGUGCCACCAGCAUCAGCCCUUCACACGGGGAUCCAACAGGGGGGAGAUGCUGCAGAGGAUCUCUCAGGGAUGGCCCUGGGGGACAGCCCACUGGUGGAGGCGGUCAGCAGCAUGGUGGAGCUCUCAGGAGGGCAGAGAGAAGAGCUCAAUGUGGAGAAGAAACAAGAGAUGGAGCAGAAAAUGAGCCUGGGAGGCAAGCCCAGCCCCGGAGAGCCAGAGGCUGUGACUGUGAAUGGAGCAGAAGCUGCCCCAAAGGACUCUGUGGAGCCAGACCACCUCUACAACGUGCUGUUUGUCGGGGACUCAAAUGUGGGUAAAACAUCCUUUCUGUACCGACUGCAUGCUGACACCUUCAACCCGCACCUCGCUGCGACAGUAGGACUGGAUUAUCAGGUCAAAAACCUCAUGGUGGACAACAGGCACUUCGCUCUCCGCAUGUGGGACUCAGCUGGGCAGGAAAGGUAUCACAGCGUCACCAAGCAGUUCUUCAGGAAGGCAGAUGGGGUGGUGCUGAUGUACGACAUCACAUCGCAGUACUCCUUCGCUGAUGUACGCUACUGGCUCAGCUGCAUCCAGGAGGGAGCAGAAGAUGGAAUCACGGUUCUGCUUCUGGGGAACAAAACAGACUGCGCUGCAGAGAGGCAGGUCCCUACACAGGAGGGGGAGCGCCUGGCUCAGGAGCACCAGCUCUUGUUUUAUGAAUGCAGCGCUGCCUCCGGCCACAACGUCAUCGAGUCCAUCGUCAGCCUGGUCAGGGCACUAAAAGUUUGUGAAGAUCAAUUGAGAAAUAAGGCAGAAGAGGUACCAAAAGUGCCUCAGAAGAAAAAGGGAUGCUGCUGGUGAUGGAGAGAGCCCUUGCUGUGGUCUGAAACUGCAGUGGCAGCCAGAAAAGCACCUGGAGGUGAGCAGAGACCACAGGAUGACUGUGCUCAGAGAAAUCAGGGUUAUGAACUCCACCAGGGAGGGUGUGAUAUUGCAGUGACAGCAGCUGAAGAAGCAACGUUAGCUCCAGCAGCUCCCUUAGUGCCUCAUUGCAUCUCAGUGCCUCAGCACCUCUGUAUCACCAGAGCUCCAUCCCCUACGUGGCUGCUCCCACCCCGUCCCUCUGCCACCACCUGUCCUCCCUUGGCCCUAAUCCUUGAAGGACCUUUUUUGCUUAAUGCAAUAUAUGCUCCCAUGCACUCCAUGGCAAUCUCCUUCUGCCACGUUCCGUUAUAAAGUGAUUUUAUUACUGGCUGUGUUAUGGGGCUGGCUUGAAGAAUGGAACAACUCAGGAAGAACUUUCAUGGCUCAGCUCAGGGCUGAGGCUGGACUCGGUAUUCGGGGUACUCACAACAGGAUUUGUUUGUGCCCAUCUUCACUGUUUCUGCUUUGCUAAAGCAAUAUAAUCCCAAGCACCUUCUGCAAGUCUGCUCCAUGAUGAGAGGAGCACCAUUCCAGCCUGACCAGCUCAAAUGGGCACCUCUCACUGGCUCUGUGUGACCCCUCUGCCGAGCUGCCCAUGCACCGAAGCCCUUCAUCAGAUCUGCUUUUCCCCUUCCCUAAAUUGACUGGGAUUAUGUGCAGCAGGUGCUGUCUGUCCCGUGCAAUCCCGCUACCGCCCCUCUAGCGAUUUUAUUUGCUCACACAACUGUAAGGAGUUGAGGCUGAAUUCCCCCAUUAGAUGGCAGCAAAUGCGGCAAUACCUUCAUUGCUGUUCCAAGCAAAGCACAGCAGGGCCUGAAACCGAUCCUGCAAAAGAAAAGGCUUCGCAGAGCAGCAGACAGAAAGAAACGCCUGUUCUGUUCUCUUGGAAAUCACAUCCAUAGAAGAGGGUUGAAUCUGUGCCCGGACGCGUUGCAAGGCAGUAAAGCAGGUUGGAAAACACA